Vanessa tameamea is the source of this 877-nucleotide messenger RNA. It is a transcript of the gene edl, whose product is annotated as ets DNA-binding protein pokkuri. NCBI's taxonomy places the organism in Eukaryota, Metazoa, Arthropoda, Insecta, Lepidoptera, Nymphalidae. The coding region runs from base 194 to 514 and encodes 106 amino acids. The record is from RefSeq and is a predicted model, not a curated record. Gene Ontology annotation, molecular function: sequence-specific DNA binding. The transcript has 4 exons.
GCAGUCGUCGUGUGUAGACGUGUUUCGGUUUCACAGUCGUAGUUACGUGCUUCGAGAAUUUACUAUAUAAUAUAAUCGGUUUGUUUAAUUGAUUGAUUAUUUAGGCGAGUGGUUACAGUGAAGUUAAUUUAAGCAAGGAAAAGGAUUUUUCGAGAUUUAUUUUUUUAUAAGCAAUAGUCGUUGUGUGAGCGAGAUGCCAACACAAGCUCGGUGCGACCGCGUCCCGCCAGCGGAUGGAGCAUGGGGUGCCCUUGAUUUGCGGGUGUUGCAAGAAGAUGACUUGCCCCUUGAUCCGAGAGAAUGGUGUCGUGCGCAAGUCGGUGCGUGGGUGUCACGUCGUGGCGGUCUACCUGAACGAUUCCCAAUGAACGGAAAAGCCCUUUGUCUCAUGUCAAGGGAUAUGUUCGCCGCGCGAGUCCCUCGACUUGGACAUGCCUUGCACCAGGAUUUUAGACGAAGACUCGCGAAAGCUUUAGCUCUUCAAGAACUCAUUGAAAAGUUAUCAUCAAAAUGAAUAAUAUCAAUUUGAAAUAACACAGGCGGCUCUCAUUUGACGUCACACUAACUGAAUGUUGUAAUUCUAGACAUUAAAUAUCCUGUAACGUAUUAUAAUGAUAAAAUAUAUGUGUGGAGAUAGAAUCGCCUUCGUUGUCUAUAUAUCUAGCUGUCAAUAUGGAUUGUAAAAGAAGUAUAGUCGAAAGUGACAGUUUUACACGACAAUUUUUUUUUCGCAAAAUAAUGUUCUCAAAUUGCGUGACACGAAAUCUAGCUCUUUGGGGAUCACCGAAGCGCUUCGAAUCACAUUAGUUUUUCGUUCAAAACUGUCAUCUAAUAUUAACAAUCUUUCCGACACGUGUAUCUUGUUGUGAAAACCUCU